Pisolithus orientalis is the source of this 977-nucleotide messenger RNA. Its product is annotated as phytanoyl-CoA dioxygenase. The transcript is spliced from 5 exons. The record is from RefSeq and is a predicted model, not a curated record. The coding region runs from base 52 to 873 and encodes 273 amino acids. Lineage: Eukaryota; Fungi; Basidiomycota; Agaricomycetes; Boletales; Pisolithaceae.
UACCGUCCAGUUCUUCCAGUCACAAACCCUACAAUCUUCUGAAUAUCCACAAUGGUCUUCCACACUCGCGUCGCACUCGCCGAGGACUACGACCUCUCCCGCUCUCAGAUUGACGAGUACCAAAACAAUGGACACAUCCUGCUCAAGAACGUCAUCCCUGAGUCGGAGAUCGCUGAAUUGCGCACUGCCGUAUUGCGAGCGCAUGAAGCUCUCAAAGACCAAGAGGAGGACUUCCAGAAAGCGUUUCGCAUCACCCAGAACCUAUGGGAAAUAAACGGCGUCGUGCGCGCGCACGUCUUGUCCAAGCGUUACGCAGGAAUCGCUGCGAAGCUCUUAGGCUGCCGUGACGUGCGGAUUUACCACGACCUCACCUUCUUCAAGGAAGGUCUUGGUAAGGGCAAACCGACACCGUGGCACCAGGAUGGGCACUACUGGCCCCUUAACACAGAUGGGUGCAUAACCCUUUGGGUUCCGCUUAUCGAUUGCCCAGUAGACAUGGGACCCAUGUCGUUUGUGUCGGGUUCACACCUCAAUAAAGAUGCUGAACACCUGCCGAUUUCCGAUGAGAGCGACGAAUACAUUAGAAAAUUGGUCGAGAACGAAAACCUUUCCGUGGCCCCCGCGCAACACAUGAACGCAGGAGAUGCAACAUUCCACUCGUGCUGGACAUACCAUGCUGCGGCAUCCAACACGACCGAAAACACUAGAAUUGCUUUCGCUAUUGCGUACUAUGACGCCGAUGCAACGAUUCCCCUCCAGCCACCAACCAACGAGCGGCGCGCCGCCAACUUGGCCAGGUGGUUCCCUGGGGCCGUACCCGGCGGACCUGCGGCCACUCAUCUAAACCCUGCCGUCCUUUCUUCCCGUGAUUGAUGGAACAUUGAUACGUGCUCCUUAAGGCGGGCGUGUAAAUCGAAUCCCUUCAUCGAGUAGAUCUCCUGCUGGUUUAGAUUUAGUAACCCCAAUUCCGGUUAGAC